Patella vulgata (common limpet) is the source of this 1496-nucleotide messenger RNA. RefSeq names its product D-2-hydroxyglutarate dehydrogenase, mitochondrial. Gene Ontology annotation, cellular component: mitochondrion. Gene Ontology annotation, molecular function: FAD binding; catalytic activity. Bases 113 to 1423 code for a protein of 436 amino acids. NCBI's taxonomy places the organism in Eukaryota, Metazoa, Mollusca, Gastropoda, Patellidae. The transcript has 6 exons. The record is from RefSeq and is a predicted model, not a curated record.
UGUCCGAUAUGAGGGAUCUAUGUCAACAUGCUCUCGUGUUACCCUUCGAUAUAAUGUAGGACAAAUGUACCGGUUAUGUUCAAUAUUUUUGCAUUAAUUGACUGUAUCAAAGAUGUUUACAACACAACUGUGUCGGCAUUUGGAACGGUGGAGCGUUGGAAGUGCCACUCGAUUUAUCAACCAUAACAGAAGCGUCUGCACGUCGGUGUCGGUUUUUGCUAAUAAAACCAAACAAAUAGAAUUGACAAGGAACAGAUACCCUGGUUUGAAGAAGGGUCCCUAUUCUGACCUGACCGGACAAGAUGUGGACUACUUCAGUAAACUUCUACAAGGACGAGUAAUAACAGAUGCCAGUGAUUUAGAGGGUUCAAAUACAGACUGGCUGGGAACUUGUAGAGGUAGUAGUCAACUAUUGCUACGUCCGAAGACAACAGAUGAAGUAAGUAAAAUAUUAGAAUAUUGUAAUGGACGAAAACUUGCAGUGGUGCCACAAGGUGGAAAUACGGGACUGGUCGGAGGAAGUGUACCAGUAUUUGAUGAGAUCAUUAUAUCUACACAGUUAAUGAACCAAAUAAUCAGCUUAGAUGAUAUUUCAGGAACACUGGAAUGUCAAGCAGGCUGUGUUUUAGCAGCAUUAGACUCGUAUGUGAGUGAUUCUAACCUGACGAUGCCGUUAGAUCUUGGAGCUAAAGGUAGUUGUCAUAUUGGUGGUAAUCUAUCAACCAAUGCCGGAGGUGUACGUUUAUUAAGAUAUGGUUCACUACAUGGGUCGGUUCUAGGUUUAGAAGCAGUUUUAGCCAGUGGGGAGAUAGUAGAUUGUAAAUCAACGUUACGGAAGGAUAAUACAGGUUACGACCUUAAACAACUAUUUAUAGGUUCCGAGGGAACUCUGGGUAUAAUAACUGCCGUCUCUAUUCUGUGUCCACAGAAACCCAAAUCUGUUAGUGUGGCUUUUUUAGGGUGUGAAACAUUUGAAAUUGUUUUGUCGCUUUUUAAAGAAGCCAAACAUAGUCUUGGUGAAAUUCUGCUAGCGUUUGAGUUUAUGGAUUCGGCGUCAAUGGAUACAGUGAGAGACAAUUUAAAUUUAACUAGUCCUGUUAGUGAGUUCCCCUUUUACGUGUUGAUUGAAACUGGAGGGUCGGACGGCAAACAUGAUGAAGAAAAAUUAACAGCAUUUCUAGAAAAUCAAAUGUCAUCUGGUCUGAUAGCAGAUGGAACCGUGGCAACAGAAUCAACUAAAAUAGCAAAUAUUUGGGGAUUAAGAGAAAGAAUGGCGGAAGGAUUAAUGGUGGAUGGAUAUAAUUACAAGUAUGAUGUAUCAUUACCUUUAUCUAAGUUUUAUCAACUUGUAGACGAUAUGAGAGUUCGUGUUGGUGAUCUAGCAACUAGAGUCGUUGGUUACGGUCAUGUAGGCGAUGGUUAGUAUAAAAGUUUUAUCAACUUGUCGACGAUAUGAGAGUUCGUGUUGGUGAUCUAGCAACUAGAGUCGUUGGUUA